Molecule: messenger RNA, 379 nt
Organism: Acanthisitta chloris (rifleman)
Lineage: Eukaryota; Metazoa; Chordata; Aves; Passeriformes; Acanthisittidae
Product: [Protein ADP-ribosylarginine] hydrolase-like protein 1
Exons: 2
Source: RefSeq, a predicted model, not a curated record
AUGGAUAAAUUCAAGGCUGCGCUCGUGCUGGCUGGGGUAGGGGAUGCUCUGGGGUAUCGCAACUUCUCCCGAGAAAACAAUGCUCUGGGGGCGAAAAUCCAGCAGGAACUGAAGGAAAUUGGAGGGCUUGAGAACCUGGUGCUCUCUCCUGACAAGUGGCCAGUAAGUGACAACACGCUCAUGCACAUGGCUACAGCUGAGGCUGUCAUCACAGAUUACUGGUGUCUAGAGGACCUGUACCGUGAGCUGGUGAAACGCUACGUGGAUGCUAUCGACAAGCUCUCGGGCAGAAGGCCAGACCCUGCUACCAUAGAAGGCUGCAGGGAAUUAAAACCAGACAACUACCUCCUCGCUUGGCACACGCCGUUCAACGAGAAGG